ACCACAUGGCACAAUCAAUCUUACGGAGCCCAUUAAAACAAAUGUAGCACAACUGCCAAAACCCCCGCUGCACUCGAGACGACACAAAGACAGUGUUUGCCUAAAAAUAAACAAUGCUCCACUUAUUUAUUCACAAUUCUCAAAAUACUGCGUCUGAACCGCUGCAAUCCAGCGUCACACAGUUUAAAACUGUGAUGUCUAAAGAGGCUUGAUACAAGAUGACAAAAAUAUGCCAGCGUGGUUCUGAGCGUGUGUACAGAUUCAGGUCAGACUUUGAAAGGAGAUGAAACGCCGGAGCCAUCUUAAUAAGAGAUGCUCUCGAGAGCACAGUGGGAGACAGAGAGUGAGAGAGAUGCCGUCAAAAUAAAAGGAAUUGGAUAUCACAGGUUUAAUGAUUUCACUGUCAGAAUGAAUGAUGGCAGAGUAUGAAGAUAUGAGGGAAAAAUAAAGGAGUCUGAUGGUGCGAAAAACUCUGUCUGACAUGUUAGCAGCUUCAUCCCGCCAUUCUGCAAUACAGCCAUCAUCACACUCUCACUUUGGGGGCUCGCAUCUAGAUCACUGAAUGGACCAUGCAUAUCAUAUAACGGGGGGAAUCAAAGACAUGUGCCAGCCUGUGAAAGAAGCUCAUCUGUCUAACCGCCUGACACCGUUUCGGUUCGCUUUUGGCCCCCGAGAGGCUCCAGGAGGCGCAGAACAUCCUCAGCGGGUGUUGCGAGGCGGCGCUCACACGGGCCUGCAGAUGUGCAGAAAGGGCUGAGAGAGGCUGAGACCGUUGCCGGGAGUUGCUCGUACGGCUGAGCAAGCGCUCAGAGUGGCCCUGUUCACUCCAGUGAAUAUGGGUAUCCUUUGGCAAACGCAAAGUUUGGACAAGCACAGCUCCCUGCCAGCAGCAGAGAUUAAAGCUGUGUGUUUAGAAGUGGAUGGCAGGGACUGGCUGGGUGGAAGUUUCCCCCACAGGCAGGGAACGUGGCAACUAAGGUCAGGGGCCUGCCACAUCACAGCCCUAAAAAUAUCCUCCGCAUUUGAUGCCCGUCACCGAGCGGUUACACAAUCGCUGCCCAGACUCGGAGCCUGCUAGAAUUAAACCUUCACCGUGUUCUGCCUUUAAGGACAAGCUGCCAGAAUGAUGAAAACACAACUCUCAAGAAGGAAAACAGACUUCACUCUCUCGGAGCCGCGGUGAGGAAAUGGCUUCUCACAAGUCGAAGACUGGCACCAAGAUAAACGUUACAAAGGCAGAAUCCAGUCCAGUGGAGGAGUACGUCACGCCUGGGGGCUACGAGCUGGACAAAGUCCUCAACCGUGGGAGUGUGGCUUACACUCAUGUCAACGAGGUCUGGCCUAAUGUGUACAUCGGGGACGAGCAGACCGCAAAGGACAAGUACAAUCUGAAAAGGCUGGGGAUUACGCACAUCUUGAACGCAGCAGAGGGGACGUGGAACAACGUGGACACCGGAGCCGGUUACUACGGCGACAUGGACGUCGUCUACUACGGCGUGGAGGCAGAGGACGUCGCGACCUUUGACCUCAGCCAGCAUUUCUCCUCGGCUGCCCGGUUCAUCGAAGAAACGCUGAGCAACCCUCAGAAUAAACUGCUGGUGCACUGCGUGAUGGGAAGGAGUCGGUCCGCCACCCUCUUCCUCGCGUACCUCAUGAUCUGUGAGAGCAUGACGGUGGUCGACGCCAUCGAGCACGUGAAGAGGCGCAGGCGGAUCAUCCCCAACUGGGGCUUCCUGAAGCAGCUGAGGGAGCUGGACAUGCAGCUCCUGCAGCAGAGAGACUCCACAGAGCCCAGAUGAUUUUCAGACCAGAGUUGAAAGAGAUUACAGCUCAUAUUCAUUCAAGUUCAGUCACAAGUUAUUAGAAACAAGUCCUAGUCGAGUUUUAGGUCUAUCACAGUAACUCUCACAGUAACUCUCCUACUCUCUAUUUGUGAAAAAGCCCAAGUCGGAUCUGGAAGUGAGUUCAAACCGAGCCCCAGUGAAGACCUUUAAGAGUUCAAAUUGGGUCACAAGUAAUUUUAAGACAACUUAAAGUCUCGUCACUGGGGAUACGAGACCAAGACCAAAAGUUAAGUCUUAAGUUUGCCAGUGAAACUCUUAUAAAGACUCAAGUUCUUCCAGAGAUCAGGUUCGAGUCGUGUGAAGCCAAACUGAGCAAAUGGCAAAUCAGCAUGAAAGUGUAUCAGGUCUUUGAAUGCUGAAUGAUAUGAAUAUAUAUGAAUAUUCCAUUUUUUUCUCCAUAAUAACAUAAAGUUGCUGCUGUCUGAUUUUUAUUUUGACUUUACUGCGGCUUAACUGUUUAUGCUUUGACGUUUCAUGUCAAGUUUAUAGAGGUUGAAAUUUGAAGUCUCGGAGCAGUGGAGUCCAAGUUUCCUUUUUUGUUUUUAAAAUUCUAAAUUACUUUCCUGCAGAGAAAACAGCUGUCUGUUAAUUCCCCGCUCUCACUGUUUGACACGCCUCAGGGCGGUUUCAAAUUAAAAGGAGAACAAUCAA
Messenger RNA from Scophthalmus maximus (turbot), 2495 nucleotides. Its product is annotated as dual specificity phosphatase 29-like. The transcript is spliced from 4 exons. The record is from RefSeq and is a predicted model, not a curated record. Gene Ontology annotation, cellular component: cytoplasm. Gene Ontology annotation, molecular function: MAP kinase phosphatase activity; protein tyrosine/serine/threonine phosphatase activity. Gene Ontology annotation, biological process: negative regulation of MAPK cascade; protein dephosphorylation. Lineage: Eukaryota; Metazoa; Chordata; Actinopteri; Pleuronectiformes; Scophthalmidae. The coding region runs from base 1188 to 1799 and encodes 203 amino acids.